This is a messenger RNA of Mercurialis annua (annual mercury), 843 nucleotides long. RefSeq lists its product as uncharacterized. The coding region runs from base 1 to 843 and encodes 280 amino acids. The transcript has a single exon. The record is from RefSeq and is a predicted model, not a curated record. NCBI's taxonomy places the organism in Eukaryota, Viridiplantae, Streptophyta, Magnoliopsida, Malpighiales, Euphorbiaceae.
AUGCUGAUCGCUCAUAAAUAUGUGGAACUGGACGAAGCUCGAAGGACUCUGACAAAGCAACAUGAGCACACCAAACAAGAUAACUCCAGGUACCGAGGAAAAAAGGAAGAAGAUAGGCCGAGGACUCAGCAAUAUGGUGCAGGUCACAGACCUUAUGAUUUCACUCCAUUAAAUAAAGCACCAGUCUACAUACUCAGAUGGAUGAAGCAGAAUAGAGUGAUGUUCAACACACCCCGGAAGAUGGACCCCGACAUCCAGAGCGAUAAAAGCAAAUACUGUCGUUUCCAUGAAGGCUAUGGCCAUGACACGGAUAGAUGCUGGGACCUGAAGAGAGAGAUAGAGCAGCUGAUCCAGUCCGGACUUCAGAAGAAGUUUGUCAACGAUAGACCAGGAGAGAAAAGGAAGAGGGAGUCAAUAGAAAAAGAAGAGCAAAAUAAGAAACAAAAAGAAGUCGCAGGCGUAGUACACGUGAUAGAAGGAGGGGAGCCCUACAACAACACUCAGAAAAAGAAAAGGAAUAGAAGUGGAUCAGCCACUGUGUUCGCAAUCGAAAGAGAAAUAAUUCCGGAGGUGUCAUUCAGACCAGACGACGGACAACACGUAAAGGGACCGCACAAUGACGCGCUAGUGAUAGAGGCCGUGAUCAGAAAUCACCUUGUAAAACGAAUACUGGUAGAUGAAAGGCAGUUCCGUGAACUUAUUAACCUUGGAAGCGUUCAAAGAAAUGAAAGGCUCAGCAACGGACCUGCGGAAGUCCUCAGUCCCACUUGUGGAACUCGGAGGAACACCAAUACGACCAGAGGGGACUGUAAGCUUAUGCUUAGAGUUGGGAGACAAAAAUGA